Ahaetulla prasina is the source of this 9571-nucleotide messenger RNA. RefSeq names its product Fc gamma binding protein (gene FCGBP). The record is from RefSeq and is a predicted model, not a curated record. Gene Ontology annotation, molecular function: protein binding. NCBI's taxonomy places the organism in Eukaryota, Metazoa, Chordata, Lepidosauria, Squamata, Colubridae. The transcript is spliced from 20 exons. Bases 37 to 9279 code for a protein of 3080 amino acids.
AAGGUGGCGCUGGGAUAGAGGCCCUCGUCAGCAGCCAUGGCGACAUGCAGACUGCUGACACUAGCCGUAGGACUGGCCUUGCUUUCAGGUCUCCAUGCUGUAGCACCUAUCGGCCAGGAAUUCAUCACUGCCUUCAUGCAAAAUUACCAGUUAGACUAUUCAGAGGCUGAAUUUCAGCUUGUCAUCUCUGGCAACGUUCCCCUCACUACAGUCAACGUCUUGGUCUAUAAAUCCACCUUCCAGAAAGAAUUCUCUCUUCCCCCAGGAGAGACCGUGGUAGUGAAGAUGCCUACUUACAUAGAGACGGUUGGCACCAUUAAAUCCUGCCACACUGUCCUGGUGACAGCCAAUCAAAAUAUCUCUGUGGUGGCCCUGAGCUCAAAGGGAAAUUCAGCUGACACCACAGUUGUCUAUCCUAUCCAGAAUCUCGGAAAGGUGUAUUAUGUUCUCACACCUUUGGGAGCCGUCUCCAAAACGUACAAAGAGUUCUCCGUCAUUGCAUGGCAUGAGCGCACUGACGUAGAGAUCCAUCUCAAGGGAACUGUGAGGUUCCAAGACCACAUUUAUCCUGCAGGCAGCAAGCUGCAAGUCACCCUUCUACCCUAUGAAGCCAUCCAGUUUCAGAGCUACCAAGAUCUCUCUGGCACACUUGUCAGAGCAACACACCCAGUAGCAGUGCUAAGUGGGCACAGCUGUGCCCAAAUGAACACCCAAUGUAGUCAUGUGGUAGAGCAACUGCUACCUGUGCAAAACUGGGGCCUCUCCUUCUUUAUCCUUCCUCUUUCUUUCCAAACUAAAUAUGAUAUUGCAUAUAUAUUAACCUCCCAAAAGACCACAGUCACCUCUGUCUCUGGUCGCGCCCGUAAAAGUUAUGACCUCAAGUCUGGACAGCUGCUUCAGCUGAAAGUCACACAAUCAGGCCCCAUCUACAUCACAGCCAAUGUCGGUAUCCAGGUCUUCUUUUUCUCUCCUGGCGGUACCCAUUCGGGCCGUGCAUUUCACCCCUUCUUCCUGACUGUCCCCGAUAUUCUCAGCUACUGCACAUCCUACUCUUUUGAGAGCCGGGUGGCCUUUGAGAAUUAUGCUCUCCUCGUUGCUAAGACAGCUGUCACUGGUGGGCUCACCAUGGAUGGGGAAGCCUUGGGAGGCAUCUCUUGGAAACAGAUUGCAGGAACAGAAUAUUCAUGGAGUGAGUACAGACUUGGGAAGGAAGAAUGUAUCCAUUCCAUACAACAUCCGGACAGCCCCUUUAGCUUGCUAAGUGUGGGCUUUGCUGACAGGAGUAGCUACGGAGCAGUAGGAGUCUGCCAAAAGGAGGCUCAGCCUGUUCCCCCAAGUACUUCUACACAGUGUCGGAAGAAGGAGACCUACAAAAUACAAAAUGGCCGGAAGGUGUGCAUACCUCAAUCAUCUGCCACUUGCUCGGCUCGGGGUGACCCCCAUUACUGGACGUUUGACAAGCGGAAAUAUGACUUCAUGGGCACCUGCACCUAUACCAUAGCCAAGACCUGUGGACCAGACACAACUCUCCCAGCCUUCCAUGUCACCAUCAAAAAUGAGAAUCGGGGUGUGAAGAGUGUGUCCUACGUUGGAUUGGUGACAGUCCAGGUCUACGGAUAUGACAUAGCCAUAGCCAGGAAGGAACAUGGAUUUGUGCGGGUGAACAACCAGCGCUUCCGACUGCCUGUCACCCUGAUCAAAGAUAAACUAUGGCUCUUCCAAAGCGGGACCUCUGCCAUCCUUGAGACGGACUUUUCACUGAGGGUGGCCUACGACUGGAACAGCAACUUUGCAGUGAAGAUCUCCAGCAGUUUCUUUGAGAACGUUUGCGGCCUUUGUGGGGAUUACAAUGGAAAACCUGAUGACGACUUCAAGACCCCCAGCGGAUCCUUGGCUCCGGGCCCCGUGGAAUUUGGACAGAGUUGGAAAGUGGAGGAUGGAGACCCAACGUGCUGGAAUGACUGCCAUGGAGAAUGUAAGAAGGUCACCAAGGAAAAACUCAUUAAAUACAGAGGUGAAACCUUUUGUGGCUGGAUCAGUAAAAAAGGUGGCCCAUUCAGCAAGUGCCAUUCGUUGGUUGAGCCUGACAUCUUUGUGGAAAAUUGCGCCUAUGACCUCUUCGUCUAUGAAGGACAUCGGGAGGCUUUGUGCCAAGCGCUGAAAAGCUAUGUGGAUGCCUGCCAGCAAGAAGGCGGAGUUGUCUUAGACUGGAGGAACCUCGUUGGAUGCCCUUUAUCCUGCCCCGAGAACAGCGUCUAUAAAAUCUGUGGGUCGGUCUGUCCUGCCACUUGCAGCAAUGAAGCUCUUCCACCCCACUGUUCUUCUUCACAGUGUGUGGAGUCUUGCCAGUGUAAGGAUGGCUUUGUGAUGGAUGCUGGGAAGUGCGUCCCGCGAGCUGCCUGUGGCUGCCUCUUCGAGGGUCGCCUCUUGGCUCCCAAUGAGGAGUUCUGGGGAGACACCACAUGCACAAAGCGCUGCACCUGCGACCCACAGACCAAGAUGGUGAAAUGCCAGGACACCAAGUGCAGCCAGGAGGAGCGAUGUCAGUUGAAGAACGGCAUCCGGAAUUGCUAUCCUGUGAGCUACGGGACCUGUUCUGCCAUCGGCCACUCCCAUUAUCACGGCUUCGAUGGUCACAGUUUUAACUUCCAGGGCACCUGUCUCUACAGAUUUGCUGGGCUGACUCAGAAGAGGCAAGGGUUGGUUGACUUCCAGAUUUUGGUCCAGAAUUCUCCUCACGGGGGCUGGUCUGGGACCCCUAAAAGGGUAGUCAAGAUUGAAAUCUACAACCUGGAGAUCACUGUCAGCUGGGCAUCUCUGGGCAGAAUUACGGUUAAUGGCCAGCUCACCAACCUGCCCUACAAGCUUGGCCCAGAUCAAAUUAUCAUCUACCAAAAGGGUUGGGACACUGUGAUCCAAGCAGAUUUUGGCCUCGGGGUCACCUUCAACUGGCAGAGUCAUCUCACAGUCACUGUGCCAACCACUUACCAAGGUGCCCUGAGCGGACUCUGUGGCAACUUCAACGGAGAUAAACAAGACGACAUGACAUUGAUUAGUAAUGGGCAAGUCACCAAACUGCCAGCUUUUGGCCAACUCUGGAAGGUGGCCAAGUUCCCAGGCUGUGGAGAAGUCAGCCCAAAGAUAUGUCCAAACUUGCAGAGCGUGGCCCAGAAGCAACGAAGCAUGAGCACCGAAUGUGGACUCCUGGUGGACAAGAACGGCCCAUUCAGGGAAUGCCAUGGCAAAAUCAACCCCGAGAUCUUUUUCCUCGACUGCGUGUCUGACUACUGCACAUCCAACAGUCAAACAUCUGUUCUGGGCUACAUCAUCGCUGCUUAUGCAUCUGCCUGCCAAGUUGUGAGAGUGACCAUUUAUAUUUGGAGGAUCCACAUAGUCUGGAAACUUGCAUGUCCACCAAACAGCCAUUAUGAACUCUGUUCCAGAAGCUGUCAGCAGACGUGCGAUAGUCUCUAUUCGUCUCUGCCCUGCUCCACUUCCUGCACAGAAGGGUGUGUGUGUGAUGAAGGCUUUGUGCUCAGUGGCGACCGUUGCGUCCCUCUGCAUCAGUGUGGUUGCACUUAUCAGGACCGGUAUUAUAUGAGUGGACAGACCUUCUACCCAACCAGUAAUUGCAAUAUGAAGUGUACGUGCCAAGGCGAUGGAGCUGUCGCCUGCCACAAAUUCUCCUGUGGGCCCAAUGAAGAAUGCAAGAUAGUGGAUGGAAUCCAAAAAUGCCAUCCAAUGAGUUCAGCCACUUGCUCGGGUUCCGGAGAUCCUCAUUAUGUCUCUUUUGAUGGAGUCCACUUUGAUUUCCAAGGCACCUGCUCUUACAUCCUGGCUAAGACUACCGUCGAAAGCUUGGGUGAUCUGACUCCCUUUACCGUCACGGCAGUAAAUGAGCCUUGGGGGAAUGGAAAAGUCUCAGUCAUUAAGCAAGUAUCUGUAGAAGUCUACGGCUUCAAGCUGACUCUGCUCCAUAAGAAAAAAGGACAGGUCCAGGUGAACGGGGUAUUCCGGUCCCUUCCCAUUGAACUUUAUGGAGGACAUCUCAAAGCCCAUCAACACGGCACUAAGGUCCUGAUAAAAACCAGCUUUGGCCUUAUUGUGAGCUAUGACCUGAUUUACCAUGUGAGAAUUACCGUCCCAAGCAGCUAUCAGAACCGGAUGCAAGGUCUGUGUGGGAAUUACAAUGGGAGGAAGGACGAUGAGUUCCUACUACCCAGUGGGAAGAAAGUUACAGAUGUGGCUGAGUUUGGGGCUUCCUGGAAAGUUUCGGUCCUUGGGGCAGGAGGACCUUGUUCAGAUCGGUGCUCUGGGAACAACUGCCCAACCUGUGAUGAAGAAAAGAAGGAAGUUUUCCAACAGCGCAACUACUGUGGGAUCCUUACUGCCUUGGAUGGCCCCUUAAAGGGUUGCCAUAGCAAGGUGGACCCAAGUGUGUUUUUCAAUGACUGCAUCUACGAUUUGUGCCAAAGUGACGGAAACAGCCAGGCCUUGUGCCAAAGCAUUCAGAGCUAUGUCUCAGCCUGUCAAGAAGCCAAGGUCCUUAUCCAGCCAUGGAGAAGUCCAUCUUUCUGCCCUUUGAGCUGCCCUCCCCACAGCCAUUAUGAGGAAUGUGCUGAUGUUUGUACUGCUGAUUGCUCUGGGCUCCGAAUAUGUCCUGACACCUGUGCCGAAGGCUGCCAGUGUGACCUUGGAUACUUCUUUGACGGGCUCGGCUGCGUCUCAAUGGAGGGCUGUGGAUGCUUUGGAAAUGGAAGUUAUUAUAAGCCCAACGAGGAGGUCCUGUUGAACGAAUGCCAGCAAAUCUGCCGGUGCUCCCCUGAGCAGGGACUCCUUUGCAAAUCUUACCACUGUUCUUCUGACGAAGACUGCCUGGUCCAGGAUGGGAUCAUGCGCUGCAUUAAUAAAGAUCCAUGCAAAACCUUACAGUGUCGGAUCAAAGAAACAUGUAAGGUAAAGAAUGGCGAAGCCUCGUGUGUCCCGACUUACAACGAGACCUGCUAUGGCUGGGGAGAACCACACUAUCACACCUUCGAUGGGUUGGAUGUGGACUUCCAAGGGACUUGCACUUACACGUUGGCCAAAUAUUGUGGCAAUGACACCAGGCUGGUUCCCUUUGUGGUGGAUCAGAAGAAUGAAAACCGGGGGAGGCAGGAUGUUUCUUUUGUGAGGCUGACCAAUAUCUAUGUGUACGGAUACAACAUCUCCAUCCGCAGGAGGCACAAGGGCAAAAUCUGGCUGAACGGGGUCAUCACAAACCUGCCUGUGACCCUGGAGGAUGGGAAAAUCCAACUUUUCCGGAGUGGCGUGAAUGCCAUCCUGCAAACCGACUUUGGACUGGUGGUAUCUUUCGAUGGGGCCUCCCUCUUAUCUGUCACCCUCUCCAGCAGCUACUACGGUUCCCUCUGUGGCCUCUGUGGGAAUUUCAACCAAAACCCGAAGGACGACAUGACCACAGCUGCAGGGGACAAGGCGAAUUCUGCGGUGGAGUGGGCCGCUAGUUGGCAAGUGAAGGACCGCGAUCCAUUCUGCUGGCAUUACUGCAAGGGCAAAUGCCCCACCUGUGAGGAGAGCAAGCAGCAGCUCUUUGGAAGCGACAAAUUCUGUGGGCUCCUCACCAAGUUGGACGGGGGUCCCUUCCAGAAGUGCCACCCCAAGUUAAACCCUGACCACUUUUUUGACAGCUGCAUUUAUGACGUCUGUCUCAGCGGGGGUGCCAAGAGCAUCCUGUGCAAAGCUCUAGAGGCUUACGCAACUCACUGCCGCGAUGAAGGUGUGAUCGUUACAGACUGGAGAACACAAAGCGGUUGUGCUUUGCCCUGUCCUGAGAACAGCCACUACGAGGCCUGUGGAAGCGCCUGCCCAAACACUUGCUCGGAGCGAUUGGCUUCCACCUCUUGCAAGAUGCCCUGUGUGGAAACCUGCCAAUGCAACGAAGGCUACGUACUCAGUGUAGAUCGAUGUGUCCCCGUGGGGAGUUGUGGCUGUACCUACAAUGGUGUCUACUACAAACCAGAGCAGGAAUUCUGGGGAGAUAAGAACUGCACCUCUCGCUGCAGGUGUGACCCCAAGAUGGGCAUUGUAGUGUGUGAGCCAGCCAGCUGCAAGGCUAGCGAAAUAUGCGGAAUAGAUGACGGCAUCCAAGAUUGCUACGCUAUCAGCUUUGCCACGUGCACAGUACUGGGGAAUCAUCACUAUGCCACUUUUGAUGGGCACAAAUAUGACUUUACUGGCACUUGCCUCUACCAGCUGGUUGGCUUCUGUGCCAAGGAUCCUGCUCUCACGCCAUUCGCCAUCAAGAUCCAGAACAGCCAAGGCAGGAAGAUCUUGCUGUUUUCUUCUCUUAUGACCUUGGAAGUCUAUAAUAUGGUCAUUACCAUCAGCCAGGAUCAUCCUGAUACAAUCCAGGUUGAUGGAGUAUUAGUGGAUUUACCUUUCUAUUAUGAAGACAAGAUCCAGGCCUACCUUAGUGGAAAUCAUCUCCUUAUCAAGACUCAGUUUGACCUUUCCGUCAUCUUCAGUUGGAAUAGAUUAGUCCACAUCACCGUUCCUGGCAGCUACCUCAAUGCGAUUUGUGGUCUCUGCGGUAACAACGGUCAAAAACCCGGUAGAGAAUUGACCAUGAAGAAUGGGGCCCCAGCAGCCAAUUUUAUCCAGUUUGCUGACAGCUGGAAAGAAGGCGAGAGCCUUGAUUGUGUGAAUGGGUGCACCAGCAACUGCCCAGGCUGUAGUGAAAACGAGAAAGAGAUCUAUAAGAAGGAUCACUACUGUGGGGUCCUCUCCAGGAAAGAUGGACCAUUCAAGCAUUGCCACAUAGCGGUCAACCCAGCUCCUUACUUUGAUUCUUGUGUCUUGGAUGCCUGUCUGUACAAGGGCCACCAGAGCAUCUUGUGCAGUGCCAUUGCAGCCUACGUAACGGUGUGCCAAGCACUGGGCAUCCAGAUUAACCAGUGGCGGUUGGCCUCCUUUUGCAGUUUUUCCUGCCCCCCUAAUUCCCACUACGAACUCUGUGGAGAUGGCUGCCCUGUGACCUGUCAUGGCCUCUCAGCCCCCGAUGGAUGUGAGACAUCCUGCAAAGAAGGCUGCUAUUGCAAUACUGGGUUUGUCCUGAGUGGAGAUGAGUGUGUCCCAAUAGGAGAAUGUGGUUGUCUGUAUGAGGGCAGGUAUUAUAAAAAGGGUGAUGAAUUUUACCUCAGUGCCUCUUGCCAAGACAAAUGUCGUUGUGGAGAAAAUGGCGCCGUAGAGUGUCGGAAGGUCUUCUGUGGGCCUCAGCAGGAAUGCAGGAUUGAGAACGGGAAGCAAGCUUGUCACCCUCGUGGCUAUGGCAAAUGCAGCGUAACCGGUGGGCCACCACAGCUCAGCACCCAGUUCCUCCCUCCCCUGUCCCCAGAAAUCUCUUGGGAAGGCUCAAGCAAAGCAUCAACCAAAACAGCUUUGCAAAGCAAUAUGGCCUUCUCACUUCUAAGCACAGGUUUUUCCUGCCCCCCUAAUUCCCACUACGAACUCUGUGGAGAUGGCUGCCCUGUGACCUGUCAUGGCCUCUCAGCCCCCGAUGGAUGUGAGACAUCCUGCAAAGAAGGCUGCUAUUGCAAUACUGGGUUUGUCCUGAGUGGAGAUGAGUGUGUCCCAAUAGGAGAAUGUGGUUGUCUGUACGAGGGCAGGUAUUAUAAAAAGGGUGAUGAAUUUUACCUCAGUGCCUCUUGCCAAGACAAAUGUCGUUGUGGAGAAAAUGGCGCCGUAGAGUGUCGGAAGGUCUUCUGUGGGCCUCAGCAGGAAUGCAGGAUUGAGAACGGGAAGCAAGCUUGUCACCCUCAUGGCUAUGGCAAAUGCAGCGUAACCGGUGGAAGCCACUACCUCACUUUGGAUGGAGAGACCUUCAACUUCCUCGGGUCCUGUUCUUACACACUGGUCGAAGUCUGUGGCAAGGAUCCUGAACUGGCCCAUUUCUCUGUAGUGGUGGAGAACGAGAGCAAUCGGGAAGGCAAAGUCGUGCCCAAGGCAGUUGUCAUCACUCUCCGAGGUUAUCUCAUCAGACUUGUGAGAGGAAUGACUUGGCAAGUUCAGGUGAAUGAAGAAGCCUAUGCCCUGCCACUCGUGAUAAAGAGAAGAUCAAUUUUAAUCCAUCAAGAGGGGAAGAACGUUGUGGUCCAGACGGACUUUGGUUUCAAAGUUCUCUAUGGUUCUUCUCAAUUCAUCCUUCUGAUCAUCCCUAGCGUGUAUCAAGGACAGGUGUGUGGCCUGUGUGGCAACUUCAACGGGGAGAGACGAGAUGAAUUCCAGUUGCCUGAUGGAACCAGCACCUCCAACUUGACCACGUUUGGAGCCUCCUGGAAGGUGUCAGCGGGAGGCCUCAGGUGUUCGGAUGACUGCAGGAAGAACUGUCCCUCCUGCAGUGCUACUCAGAUCAGGCCGUAUCAGGUAGAGAGUUCUUGUGGGCUGAUCAAGGCCUCCUCAGGCCCUUUUGAAGGCUGCCAUCUCCUGGUGAAGCCUGAAGAGUAUUUCAGUCACUGCCUGUAUGAAAUGUGUGCUGCUCACGGAGCCAAAGAAGCUCUUUGCCGGAGCCUGCAGGCCUACGUCGCUGUGUGUCAAGCAGCUGGAGCCAUUAUCAAGAGCUGGAGGACAGCCGCCUUUUGCCCUUUAACUUGCCCACUUAACAGCCACUACGAGCUGUGUACCAAUUCCUGUGAUUUUACCUGUGCUGGUCUAUCUUCUCCUAUCCGAUGUACUGAGAAAUGCUUUGAAGGCUGCCAAUGCAAUGAUGGCUAUGUUUCUGAUGGGGAAAAGUGCAUAUCCCUGGACAACUGUGGCUGUGUACAUAAUGGGCGAUACCUGAAGGCUGAAGAAAGCAUUCUCUCCAGGGGUUGUUCGGAAACAUGCACCUGCCAUGCCUCAGGCCAGCUCGCCUGCAAUAAAACCAGCUGUCCCCAAGGGAAGGUUUGCACCCUUCAAAAUGGCCGACAUGGUUGCUUCAAGCAGGAAGCGGAAUGCCACCUCAGCUUAGAAGCAGAACUGACCACCUUUGACGGGGUCUCUGGGACAAUACUUUAUGACGGUGCCUAUGUGAUGGCCUCUCUCUGUGACGAAGCAGCCCAGAUGUGGUUUCGGCUGGUGGUGGAUUUCAGGGGCUGCAAUGGUAAAAUGAGCUCAGUUUCUGCCAUCUACGUCUUCUUCCAAGAGGCUGUUCUUGCUGUCAAUCAAGACAAGGAAGUUUGGGUAAGAAAGGUUGAGUUGGUGAUUCUUGGUGCUGUAAACAAAGGAAACUUUUGGUGGAGUUAAACACUUUAUUGCAGUGUUUCUCUACCAUGGCAGCUUUAAGGUAUGUGGACUUCUGGGAGUUGAAGUCCACAUAUCUUAAGGCUGCCAUGGUUGAGAAACAAUGCCUAACUGAAUUUGGAUUUCGUCCCAAUGUGUGCACGUUAGCCUAUUACAGGUAGUGCUCAACUUACAACAACUUGUUUAGCGACCGUUCAAAGUUACAACGGCACUGAAAAAAGUGACUUACAACCGCUAACCAUACUUACAACCAUUGCAAUAUCCCCACAGUCAUGUGAUCAAAAUCCAGAUACUU